Molecule: messenger RNA, 5103 nt
Organism: Pristis pectinata (smalltooth sawfish)
Lineage: Eukaryota; Metazoa; Chordata; Chondrichthyes; Rhinopristiformes; Pristidae
Gene: wdtc1
Product: WD and tetratricopeptide repeats 1
Exons: 16
Coding region: 258-2273 (671 amino acids)
Biological process (GO): negative regulation of fatty acid biosynthetic process
Cellular component (GO): Cul4-RING E3 ubiquitin ligase complex; cytoplasm
Molecular function (GO): protein binding
Source: RefSeq, a predicted model, not a curated record
GGCAAACAAGCGCGGUGACGCAGUUUGUAUGCGCGGUGAGCGGCCUAGCGGAGCCGAGACCGGGAGCCGACUUCACCGAGUUGACGAUGUAUUUAGCGGCUACAUGGAGGCGGCAGAUUCUAGUGUUGUGUGUUGUUCCGUGCUGGGAUUAAAUGCAGGCUGUUUCUUUAUUUCUGCUCCCUAUGAAGCCUGGUGGUGAGCUACAAUACGUUGAGAAUUGACAGCUUGUUCAUCUGUGAGCUUCCAGCUGAAAGACAAUGGAGCUGCUUAAUAUAACCAGGGACAUCAUCCAACGGCAGAUAAAGGAGCGGAACACUCUGCAGUUUGAGCGUCGAUACCAUGUCAUUGAUCCAUUCAUCAAGCGAUUGGGCCUGGAAUGUGAGCUUGAGGGUCACUCUGGCUGUGUGAACUGUCUGGAAUGGAAUGAAAAGGGCGAUUUGCUGGCCUCUGGAUCAGAUGAUCAGCACACCAUUCUGUGGGAUCCUUUUAGCUGCAAGAAAUUGCUGACUAUGCAUACUGGACACACUGCUAAUAUAUUCACAGUGAAGUUCCUUCCUCACUCGAAUGACCGCACACUGAUUACUGGGGCUGCUGAUUCCAAAGUGCAUGUCCAUGACUUGACUGUAAAGGAAACUGUUCAUAUGUUUGGCGAGCACACCAAUCGUGUGAAGCGAAUUGCAGCAGCUCCCAUGUGGCCCAACACAUUCUGGAGUGCAGCAGAGGACGGAACAGUCAGACAGUAUGAUCUAAGAGAGAGCAGCAAACGCUCACAGAUACUGGUAGACCUCACAGAAUACUGCGGACAGCAUGUGGAGGCCAAGUGCCUGGCCAUUAAUCCUCAGAACAACAACUAUCUGGCUGUCGGGGCAAGUGGGCCCUUUGUGCGUGUCUAUGACGUUCGCAUGAUUCACAAUCAUAGAAAAGCAGUAAAGCAAAGCUCAGCGCCUGGAGUGCAUACCUUCUGUGACAGAUACAAAUCUGUGCCAGAUGGAGCUGUUCAGUAUUAUGUAGCAGGUCACCUCCCGGUAAAACAACCAGAUUAUAAUAAUCGUCUUCGAGUGCUCGUGGCCACUUAUGUGGCCUUCAAUCCCGAUGGAACUGAACUCUUGGUCAACAUGGGAGGGGAGCAGGUUUAUUUGUUUGAUCUAACGAAUAAGCAAAAGCCCUAUACAUUUUUGCUACCCAAGAAGUGCCACUCUAAUGAUUUACAGAAUGGAAAAUCAAUGGCUAAUGGAGUUACAAAUGGAAUUCAUCUUCACAGUAAUGGCUUCAGGCUGUCGGAAGCAUGGCCACAAAGUAGUGUUCCCUAUGAAUUGUCACCACAUUUAGAGAGGCUCAAACAGCAAGCAAAUGAUGCCUUCUCCCGACAACAAUGGACACAGGCCAUUCAGCUUUAUAGCAAGGCCAUUCAGCAAGCAGCCAGAAACCCCAUGCUUUAUGGUAACAGAGCUGCAGCCUUCAUGAAGCGCAAAUGGGAUGGAGACCAUUAUGAUGCUCUCAGAGACUGUCUGAAAGCAAUUUCUUUGAAUCCCUCCCACCUGAAGGCCCAUUUUCGCCUGGCACGUUGUUUGUUUGAGUUGAAGUAUGUUGCUGAGGCUCUGGAGUGCCUUGAUGACUUUAAGGGCCGUUUUCCUGAACAAGCCCAUAGCAGUGCCUGCGAUGCACUAGACCGAGACAUCAAGGCUGUGCUCUUUGCAAAGAAUGAUAACUCUGAUGAGAAAAAGGCAGGAACUACGACCCCAAUCCGUAUCCGAUCAAGUGGCAGGAAAGACUCCAUCUCUGACGACGAGGUGAUCCUGAGAGAGCGUGGUUAUGAUUAUAAGUCCCGUUAUUGUGGCCAUUGCAAUACCACCACUGACAUCAAAGAAGCCAACUUUUUUGGAAGUAAUGGUCAGUACAUUGUCAGUGGUUCCGACGAUGGAUCCUUUUUCAUCUGGGAGAAAGAGACGACAAACCUUGUUCGUGUUCUGCAGGGUGACGAGUCAAUUGUAAACUGUCUACAACCUCACCCAAGGCACUGCUUCCUCGCAACAAGUGGCAUUGAUCCUGUGGUUCGUCUCUGGAGUCCAAGACCAGAGAGUGAAGAUCAAAAUGAAAGAGUGAUUGAGGACAUGGAAGGGGCUUCACAAGCAAACCAACGACGAAUGAACGCAGACCCCCUAGAAGUAAUGCUCUUAAAUAUGGGAUACAGGAUCACUGGACUGACCAAUAGUGGGAUGGCCUCAGAUGAUGAAGAAAACUCCGAAGGCCAGGUGCAGUGUCGGCCAAGUUAAGAAGCAACUUGAAGAAUAGCGUACUUGGGACAGACCAGCAAACAACCAUCAGUUUAGUGUCUGUGGCUGAAACACUACACUGUCCUCAGCUACGCAUAAGCCAUGUUCAAGAAGCAAUGACAGGGUUUGCAUCCUUUCCAAUGUCUAUCUCACUCAUAUGGAUGGACCCUAUACCAGUCUGCAGAAGCUUCAGCGAUGUUGCAGCCCUCUAGUGAACAGCUAACUGGGUCAAACCUGACCUAAGACACAUAUAGGAGACAAAUUGUUUCUGGUGACUGAGAAAGACAUGUUUGAUAAGCAGAACUUUUUGUAAAUUGUUUAGAUGCUGCUUUCAGUUUGUAUAAAUGCUUCCUCUUCUAUCACAUUCAGUCCCCUUGUGGUGACAGUCCAUCAGCAACAAACAGACAGUAAUACUGUGGUAAAGCAAAUUCCAUUAACAGACCUGGGGUCAACAGUUUGAGUCAGUAUUUCCUGAUGCAGUUUUCAUUGUAGGAUGUAGAGAGUCCCUGUCCUUGAUCAGGUCCUUGGAUAACACACUUGUGGCUCUUCUGUCCAUCUCUACGCAGUCAUAGAGUGUCCAAGCAAUGGAAUUUUGGUGCACCAGCUAUGCUGAUGUAAGAUUAUGGGAAGCAAUCCAAUUGUAUUUGCUGUGAGAUUGACAAUAACUAUGGUCAAGUAUGGGGCUGAUUCAGGAAUACCUCAGUGCUCGGCCUGUGAACAAUCUGGGUGGGUUUCUCCCCAUAUACAUCCCCAUACACUUGGUCUGUUCAUUACACUCCCAGCACUCCCACUUCACAUUCAUUCAUUCAUUCAUUCUCUCUCUCUCUCCCCCCCUUUUCCCCUUCCCCCCCCUCCCCAAACCCAGUUCCCUUCACUCCCCUCUCCCUACCCCUCCUGUACCCCUUCAUGCUCUCUCUUGAUUUUCCACCCUUCCUGGCUGUUUUACCGCUCUAUGCUUCACUGCCUAUCGUUAAAUACUGAUUCUGUGAUUACUGUCUGCUUUCCAAUACUUGGAAUGUCCAGUGCUCCUAAUAAGGAAUCCCUAGGAUUGUAUUGCAGAGUCAGAUCUUAGUCCUGUUAGGAUCUCGGGAUAAUGUCAUCUCUGAGAGAAGAUUUGGUGAGAAUAUGCAAUGUGGAUUUAUUAUCUUUUGGUUUCUUUUUGCUGCCUGCACCAUUUGAUGAUUGUCGCAAUGUAUGCGCUUACUUAAAUAUUGUGUUACCAGCUUUGCAUAAAUGCAGCGCUACUGAUGGUGGAGCAGGGAGUGGGUGAUCUGUAGGUCUCAUUCUAAUUCCUAAUUUUCUAUGAAGUGGAGAAAAUUUUAUUGGGUAUUUGAAAGGUGUAGAGUGAGGUAGAGGAUAAAGUUUCACUUCUGGGAGAAGUAGUGAGUGCGUAAUGCUGGCAAGAAUGUGUCUGGAGAAGGCGGCAGGCGAACACAACCAUUUUAUAACCAUAUUGAAUGGAGUGCAUGACAAGACUGGUGAAGUUGGUGAGCAAACUAUCCUUCCACUUCUGAACUCUAACACUGGGCAAAUAUCCUGUCACAGUGAGAGUUUCAAUUGAUUCUACUUGAAGUGAAUGAAAAUAUUACACACAAACUAAUCAUUUUAGCCAGAAAGAUGGCAGAUGUGGAAAAUGGAAUACCUUAGACAUGUUUUGGUGUAGGUUCCUCAGUACAAGGGUACUUUUCAGUGGGUAUAUAGGGAAGACAACACAUUGUACAGCCAUUGUGCACGUGAUCUGAUUCUUUCAGUAUUUGCUGCCAAUGAGAAUGUACAAUACAGAGGCUGUUUUAUUUACUGACACCAUCACUUUCUGUACAGGCAAGUUCAUCAUGGGUAGAGGCUGUUUGCUGUGAGGCAAGUCUUGUCAGAUUACACUUGAUGUUCACAUAUUGAUGGAUUGGAAACUGGUUCACUUCUCUGCUACAUCACAUGUUUAUCAAUUUACUUUGAAGGUCACUAAUUUGCUACUUUCAUGAGAGUGGAAGGAUUUGUUGGUUCCAAUCCACAAAAUUGGGUCAAAAACCCCAUCAUCUGCACAAUGACAGAACUUAAUUGGUUUAGUCACUGAUUACUUGCAAUUACUGCCCCAGCAAUUACUUUUCUGGUUAAUUGCUCAUUUGAACUACUUACUGAUUAAAUACAGAGGGUGAGGUGUUUAAUUAUUUAAGACGUGUCUCUUGAGAUUUCCAUUGGAUCUUCAGGGUUAGUACUUGACCAAGAGGUGCCCCAGAGCACAAAGGGGACAUGGUAUGAUUGAGAUGUUGCCAGAAUCCAUAGUUAACUGCCAGCUACUCCCACUAUCAGACAUUAUGCAUAUGACUGCAUUGCUGAAUUGUUAAGUAUAAUUUAGGUUAUGAUGUGGUUAUGAAUCAGAAUUUUUUUCAAUAUAAAAUCCUGCCUGAGUUUUUGACUAAGACUGUUGCUCAUUUGCAGUUGCUAGAGCCUUGAAUUGAAGCUGUAACUGACACUGGGGUUAGUAAAUACAAUCUAUCAAUGGUGGCAGUGGGAUUAUCUGAGGCUGGGUUAUUGGCUGAGUCAGUGUAGUGAGAUUGAUGGGUCAGUAAUUGCACCUCCACCAAGAGUUCGGUGCCAAUUCUAUGUUUAAACCUCACAGUUUGUUGCUCCUGUUCUUGUCUGUGUUUUGAUGAUGAAUUGCCCGUGGGAAGCUGCUAACUGUAAAAUUAAAUUGUUACUCCAGAGUUGUGAGUUUUGCCAGCAUUAAAUGGCCAAUUUAGCAAAGUGUUGGUUUUACUAUAAUUCUUACUUAUAAAGGAACUACUGCUUUCAACAAACUUGUUACUCCCAAUGUACAUCAGUGCAAUAAAAA